CCUAAUAAAAAACCAUUUUAGCGAAACAGCACCAUAUGCCUGCAAAGUGGCAGCGCUAUAAUUGUAAUUAAAAGAGAAUGGCAAUGCCGCUCAUGUUUUGUUUACAUUAUACACUGUCAGUGCUGAAUUUAUUUUGCUAACCAAAAUCGCGUUUGUUUGACAUAUUUGAAUAUAAUUUUUAUAACGACGAGCUUUAAUACUAAUUAUUUGUUUAUAAACUUUGAUUUCUGUUAAUAAACUUCAAAAUGUUAAAAUAUGAUUAUGGAAAACGCAUUAAAGUAAUGAUAAAUCGUGAAAUUGGGUUAGAAAAGCGAGAAGUCUCUAUAAGUAAAUUGAGCCAUAAAUAUCACGAAAACCUGGCGAACUUAGAAGCGCGGUUUCAUGAUCAAAAUGCACGAUAUGAUAAAAUAAAAAAUAAAAUAAAGAAGGGAAAUGAAAUAUGUAAUGAGAUUCAAAAAACGAUUGACGACUGGAAAAAGCGAAUAUCAGAAAUGCAAAACGAAGCUCAACGCUGCGUAGCUGAGGCUAUACACAACCGUGAACAAUUAAUUAAGCAAUUGGAUGAAAUACACACAUUAAAGUUAGCGACCAAUACGUACAUUAAUUUGAACGCACUUCCGGAGCGCAUACAAGGAGUCUUUGUGCAAGAGACAGAAGUUCGCAGGAGUUGGCACCCUUUUUGCUUUGAACCUUUAAAGCACACUCCGGAAGAAGUGCGACAGAUUAUUUGGGGCAAUUCCGAAAACGCCAUGGUCUAUAGUGAAGCAUGGGAACGUCUGGUAUUCCGUUCGGUACGCGAAAUGCUGUUGCAAUUAACUAAGGGCAGUUAAUUCCUUUUUUAGCAGUCUUUGUUGUGUAUGGUGUUUUUAACAUAAGAUAAUUUUAAAUUGUGAA
Messenger RNA from Bactrocera oleae (olive fruit fly), 894 nucleotides. RefSeq names its product Spc25 (gene Spc25). The record is from RefSeq and is a predicted model, not a curated record. Lineage: Eukaryota; Metazoa; Arthropoda; Insecta; Diptera; Tephritidae.